UUUCCUACUAUCAGCGUUUGCGAUUUAUACAAUAAGUACGAAUUAGGACCUGAUAUUGAGGAGUAUGUGGCAAGUAUGGAACCUUGUGGCUUGGAUUGUUACAAUUAUGAGAUCGAAACUCAUAUUGCUUUCAUAAUGUAUCCUUAUUUUUAUCACGAUGGAGUGAUCAGGGGACGUUGUGAACAAUACGAGAAUUGCGGAGAGAAUUGCGCCAAAUGUCCGGCGAAUAAUUAUCGGGGCCUAUUGGAAAAAUUCGGAGCCAAUUGUUCUAGCUUGUUUAACGAAUGCAGCUUGUCAUAUAAAAGUUUCGAUUGUUGCAAGUAUUUCUUGCCUUUAAUUACACCAUUUGGUAAAUGUUUUUUAUUGAAUUCCUUGCAAAACAAUAAAAAGGGUAGUCCUACGUGGUUUAAGAGUAUGAUAAAUCCGGCUUAUCAAAAACCUAUAAUGACUAUAAAUUCGAAACGGCCUAUCCAGGUUAGUAUUUUAAAUGAAGAGGACGUACCCCAUUACGCGUUACCAACGGUUAAAGUGGAAAUUAUGCAACCGGGUCAACGUAAGAGUUUUCAAUUUUUUAUUGAAAACAUGAUCAAUGAUCCAGGAGUAAGGGAUAUAUCGCCUCAUUACCGGCAAUGCCGGUUUGCGGACGAGCUUGUUGAUGAUACCGGCUUUAAAGCUUACAGUUUCAGCUCGUGUAUGGCCGAUUGUGUGCGCCAACAUCAAAUGGCUUUGUGCAAUUGUUCAGCUUACAGCUUAAUGCCUACGCCUCUGGCUAAGUAUCCUGAUUGCGACCUAAACGGUUAUAUGUGUUUAGAGCGCAACUAUAUGGUAAAACGUGAUGCGAAACCCUUGCUACCCUGGUCGGAUAGUAAUCACACUUGCACUUGUUUGCCUUCGUGUACCGAAAACGACAUACGCUCCGUGUAUGAGUCAAAUUCAGAAACUGAACCAGGAGCGAAGGACCUACGCAUAGACAUUAUGAUGUCCAAUCUACCAUCGGAACGUUAUCGCCGUCAGGCGUUACGAUCACGUUUAGAUGCAGUCGUUACCAUAGGCGGUAUAUUGGGAUUGUUUUUGGGUGCCAGUCUUUUGAGUGGUCUUGAAUUUUUGUACUAUUUCACUAUACGUUUAUGGAAUGAUGUGAGGAGAGCGCGUCGCCAACAAUGAAUGACAAUUCAUUUUAAAUUUAAAGUCAUUUAUUUGUUUAUCGUUUGUUUUCUUGUUGCUUUACGGUCCUCGUUUUUUUGCUAUGAAAGUCAACGUCAAGUUAAGGAAAGUUUUUAAUUGCAUUGCUCGAGGAAAGAUACAC
Glossina fuscipes is the source of this 1306-nucleotide messenger RNA. It is a transcript of the gene ppk15, whose product is annotated as degenerin del-1. Gene Ontology annotation, molecular function: ligand-gated sodium channel activity. The coding region runs from base 76 to 1164 and encodes 362 amino acids. The transcript has 6 exons. NCBI's taxonomy places the organism in Eukaryota, Metazoa, Arthropoda, Insecta, Diptera, Glossinidae. The record is from RefSeq and is a predicted model, not a curated record. Gene Ontology annotation, biological process: sodium ion transmembrane transport. Gene Ontology annotation, cellular component: membrane.